Molecule: messenger RNA, 3234 nt
Organism: Laccaria bicolor S238N-H82
Lineage: Eukaryota; Fungi; Basidiomycota; Agaricomycetes; Agaricales; Hydnangiaceae
Product: NAD-specific glutamate dehydrogenase
Exons: 21
Coding region: 1-3234 (1077 amino acids)
Cellular component (GO): mitochondrion
Molecular function (GO): L-glutamate dehydrogenase (NAD+) activity
Source: RefSeq, a predicted model, not a curated record
AUGGAACACCCUAUCAUCGCUCCAAAUGGUAACUCCAAACACGGAUUAUAUAUAAGAACCCCGAACUUCAUUCUAUCUUCGCACUAUCCCCUCAAGCAUAGUUCAUUCAUGUCCACUCCAGAGCCAACGGUCAACACAGCCCAACUCCCGCUGAACGGCGCCAAGAAACUCACCCAAGCUCUCUUCGGCGAGGGUUUUACAAACGGCGGUGAAUCCCACUGCGCCAAAGCAUCACAUGGGUACACCACUCCCGUUUUUGAAGGCAAGAAGGCGCAGCGCGCUUCGGUUGAAAUUGACGUCGCCUCCAAGGGAUUUAUACCCCACAAUCUCAUUGCGGGCGAAGUUGACUGGUUUUACUUCAACCUCGGCAUCGACGACUCCUAUUUCCAGAAGGAAUCGAGCGAGAUCAUAUCCGACCAUAUUAUAGCCCUCUUCGGAGCGAAAAUCGUAGCGUAUACCAAGCGUGAUCCGACUAAAUUUAUCAUUGAUUUGGAGAGAAUCGAUGACCAGGGAAAGGGGGGGACAUUCAUUCAUACCAGUGCUCCAGGGUUGACGAGUGCCGAAGGGCCAGGUGCAUCCUGUGAAAAGAGAAUUGACGAACUGUUUCUGGACAAAUCCACGCCUACGAAUGCGUAUCGACUCGAGACCUUUCGGUCUGCAGGAUCUAUCUCCGCUACGGCGUCGCAGCAGCUUCGGUGUUAUUUUGUUACGAAAUGCAAUUUCCCCAAGAACCCUUCCAUUUUGGCUGGGAAGACGGAUAUUCGAUCUGUGUCAGAUUCAUACUUUCUGGAGAAGGCCACAGGGGCCGUCUUAGAUAUAUAUCAACAGAUUCUGUGGAAGGUGGAAUCGAAGCUGGGCCCCGUGAUCGAGGUCCACGAUGGUGAGGCUAGUCGCGAAAAGUGGCUGGUAAUCGGAUACAAGAUGGGCAGCACGUCAAGAUUCUUCAGCGCCCUGUCUAAUCUAUACCACUUCUAUUCCCUCUACUCCUCGCGAAAAUACGUUGAGCAAUUCUCCAACGGAGUCACUAUCAUUUCCCUCUACUUAAAUCCCCUUCCCAACACCAACGCUCCCCCGAUUGAAAACUCAAUCUUCCAAGUCAUGAAGGAAGCUUCGCUUCUUUUCUGUCUUCCUGAUAAUCCAUACUUUCUCCCAAAGAUAUCGGGCAGCCACGCGGUUCAAGAAGCUACUUAUGCCUAUUGCGGCUGGAUAUUCGCGCAACAUUUCUGUAAUCGUCUUGGACCCGCGUAUCUGCAGCUGAAGAACGUGUUAAAUGAGGACGACCCCAUCCAUGCAGAGGUGUUAAGCGAUAUCAAGAGGAGGUUCCGGGAAGAGACCUUUACCCCAGAGAGUAUCGCGCAAGUUAUCCAUGCUCACCCCGAUCUGAUCAGCUUGUUAUAUGUCAACUUCGCGAUGACUCAUUACCCUCCCUCGGAUGACGCAUCAAAGCUAAUGCCAACUCUCUCAUACCAACGUUUACACACCGUUCAGCCCCUCGACGACGCACAGCUAUAUGAAAAAAUUCGCCGCACUGCACCCAACAAACACGUAUUACAAGUUUUAGGGAGCUUCCUUGUCUUUAACAAACACGUCCUCAAAACUAAUUUUUACCAGCCUACAAAGGUGGCUCUGUCGUUUAGGCUCGCGCCAGAGUUUUUGCCUGAGGUUGAGUACCCGAAGAAGCCAUAUGGGAUGUUCAUUGUCAUCGGAAACGAAUUCCGUGGAUUUCACAUUCGCUUCCGCGAUGUCGCUCGGGGUGGCAUUCGGAUUGUCUUGUCCAGGAACAAAGAUAAUUAUUCGGUUAAUCAGAGGAUGCUGGUGGACGAGAACUACGGUCUCGCGGCUACACAGUCGCUUAAGAACAAAGAUAUACCGGAAGGAGGUGCCAAAGGGACCAUCUUGCCGUCGCUUGGAGCUAGCCCCAGGAGAUGCUUCGAGAAAUACGUCGACGCGAUGAUUGACCUUCUCAUCCCUGGUGUCAAGGAACCAGUUGUUGACCUCUACGGAAUACCCGAGCUCUUGUUCUUCGGUCCUGACGAAGGUACCGCGGACCUAAUGGAUUGGGCUGCUAUUCACGCUCGUUCUCGUGGUGCUGAAACAUGGUGGAAGUCAUUCACGACAGGAAAAAGUGCGGAGACGCUUGGUGGAAUUCCUCAUGACGUGUAUGGUAUGACUUCAUUGUCCAUUCGUCAAUUCGUGCUCGGGUUGUACAAGCAGCUUGGGUUGAGGGAGAGAGACAUUACGAAGGUACAAACGGGUGGCCCUGACGGCGACCUUGGCUCUAACGAAAUUUUGCUCUCGUCGGACAAGACGGUCGCCGUUAUCGAUGGCAGUGGUGUUCUGUCCGACCCUGUGGGGAUUGACCGUGAAGAGCUUGUUCGCUUGGCGAAAUUGCGUGUUCCUGUCAGUCACUUCAAUACCGCUAAGCUGAGCAAGAAUGGGUAUCUCGUGAAGCUUGAGGACCAAGACUUCAAAUUACCCUCUGGCGAAGUUGUUCCUGACGGCACCGACUUUCGAAACACCGCGCACCUACGCUUCAAAGCGGAUCUUUUUGUUCCUUGUGGCGGACGACCGGAGGCUGUCAACAUCUCCAAUAUGGCGGCACUCGUCGAUUCUGAGGGCAAACCUCACUUCAAAUACAUCGUCGAGGGCGCGAACUUGUUCAUCACCCAACAGGCCCGCCUGUACUUGGAGAAACGUAAGGUCGUCCUCUUCAAGGAUUCAAGUGCUAACAAGGGUGGUGUAACAAGUUCCUCUCUGGAGGUCCUUGCCGGUCUGGCGUUGUCGACUCAAGAAUACCUCGAUCUCAUGGUCUUCAAAGACGGCAAACCUUCCGAGUUUUAUCAGAACUACGUAAAGGACGUCCAGACCAAGAUAACCGAGAACGCCGCUGACGAGUUCCAGUGCAUUUGGCGCGAGCACUCUCGUUCACAAGGCACAAAAUCGCGCACUCUUAUCUCUGAUGAGCUCUCAUUGACGCUCAAUAACUUGCAAGCCGAUUUAGAAAGCUCAGCUCUGUUUGAUGACCUUCCUAGCAGGAAAGGCGUCAUCGGCCGAGCGAUUCCCAAAACCCUUGUAGAUCAAGUUGGAUUGGAGACGCUUCUGCAGCGCUUGCCGGAACCAUACCAGCGUGCAUUGUUCUCGAGUUGGGUCGCUUCGCACUUUAUAUACAAGUGCGGCGUGAAAGGGUCCACUGUUGAUUUUUUCCAUUUUGCCAGGGAUCUUGCGAACCUUUGA